GACAAAGUGUCCUAAUAACUAAACCCUAACCACUUCUCCUUUCCAUUUUUUUGCUCUAUCACACCUCUAUUGUCCGGCUAUGGCGUCUCAAAGUCGAAGAGGCGGUGUUUCUCUACCUGACAGACCAAACAAUCCCCAAGACUCCAUCAUCACCAAGAUCUCACGCUCCCCCAUCGUCUCCUGGAGCAAACAAGCCUACACCGACACCUCCUUCGUAUUUAAGAAACUCCUCAAAAGCACCGGCAAUGCUGCUUGGAUCACCGGAACCACCUUCCUUGUCCUCGUCGUUCCUCUUAUCAUCGAGAUGGACCGCGAGCAGCAGCUCAACGAUCUUGAACUCCAGCAGGCUAGUAUCCUCGGGACUCCUCCUAAGUGAUUGACAUCGCGCGGCUUGAAAGUUAGAUUUUGGUAUGCGGAGAUCUCAUUGUUCCUUGAUUGAGAAUGUUGAUCUGUUUUUAGGGUUUCUAAUAGCAAUAAUUACAUGAUCUGUAUCUUAGUAAAGUGUUGAAUGCUUGAUUACUUGAUUUGAUUCACCUGAUGCUACUUGGUAAUUGCCAGAAUAAGAAUUUUAUUUCAGUCUGUGUUAUAAA
Molecule: messenger RNA, 590 nt
Organism: Lathyrus oleraceus (garden pea)
Lineage: Eukaryota; Viridiplantae; Streptophyta; Magnoliopsida; Fabales; Fabaceae
Product: mitochondrial import receptor subunit TOM9-2
Exons: 1
Coding region: 80-376 (98 amino acids)
Biological process (GO): intracellular protein transport
Cellular component (GO): mitochondrial outer membrane
Source: RefSeq, a predicted model, not a curated record